CAGCAGACAAGCUGAGAGCUCAUUCACUUAGAACAAGGAAGACGGCUCUGUGAACCACAUACGACUCAUCAUGUGCAGAGGACGCGACUCGCUGCCUAUCACCUGCCUCGAAAGGGCAAAAGAGCUGAAAGCUCUGUUUGGGAGUUUGCUACAGAAGUCAGACAGCAUCACUGGGCACUCAAAGAAAAGCGACAAACUGAGGUUUAAUGUUGAGGAGCCUCUUAAAUGGAAGGAAUCAUUUGAUAAUCUGUUGACCAGCCCAAAUGGACUGUGUCUUUUCAGAGCAUUCCUGGUGACAGAGUUCAGUGAGGAAAACGUUGCCUUUUACUUGGCAUGUGAAGACUACAAAGCAACUAAGCCUUCAAAACUAGCUAGCAAGGCAAAGAAAAUCUAUGAUGAGUUCAUCGGCUCCGACGCACCCCGUGAGGUAAAUCUCGACCAUGAAACCAAAGCGAUCACCAAAGAGAACAUGGAGCAGCCCAACCAGUCCUGUUUCAAUGUGGCCCAAUCCAAAAUCUACACCCUGAUGGAGAAAGAUUGCUACCCUCGCUUCCUCAAAUCCUCAACAUACCUGGAGCUCACCAGGAAAACCAAGACGGGCUAAAAGACUGGAAGAUAAAAAAAUGAUAAAACACUGCCCUACAAUGCGAUGACUCCUCAAAAGGACAUAAGCUGACUGACGCGCAGUGGAAACUGUCAAGUUUUGGACGGAAUAAAUACCUCAGUCCGAGGAGUUUUCGUGCCCAGUUGUGGAAUAACUUUAGAGACCGGAGAUGUCCAGAGAUUCCACAUCGGAGUGAGAGGCGGAAGUUGCGAGGCUGUGAGGAUGAACUGACCUGCAGGCAAUGUCUGCCUCUUAAGGGCAAACAUGUACUGUGCAUAAAAGACUGGAUGAAAGACAACAUGAAGGCGAUACUAAAAAAAAUUCUGAUAUGAGUUGCACAACAAAAGUACCACUAGGAGAGAUACUGCUGUGUAGCAUUAAUGCUUAUUUAUUCGUUAUUUAUUGAAAAUAAAUGUUUACGAAGCUAAAGUUUGCUGAUUAUUGAAAACUGUAUGUUUUGUAUUUAUUUGCCUAUUUUAUUUUUUACAUUGUAUUUUUUUUGAAGUAUCUGGAGUACUGUAUGGAAAAGUAAAUGCAUUGAAUAAAAAAAUCAUGAGAGAAA
Neolamprologus brichardi is the source of this 1166-nucleotide messenger RNA. RefSeq names its product regulator of G protein signaling 5b (gene rgs5b). The record is from RefSeq and is a predicted model, not a curated record. Lineage: Eukaryota; Metazoa; Chordata; Actinopteri; Cichliformes; Cichlidae.